This is a messenger RNA of Cloeon dipterum, 2821 nucleotides long. RefSeq lists its product as uncharacterized. Bases 1 to 1101 code for a protein of 366 amino acids. The record is from RefSeq and is a predicted model, not a curated record. The transcript has 4 exons. Lineage: Eukaryota; Metazoa; Arthropoda; Insecta; Ephemeroptera; Baetidae.
AUGUCGUCACCCAGGGUGUGGCAGAGCUCCGUGCCAGGGCUCCAGGUGCCCCUGCAGCAAUUUCCGGGAGCUCAACACGCCAACCCUUUCCAAACAACUCGCUUCACUUUGGACCUCAUCACGCGGGAUCUGGAAUAUGAUCAAUCUGGCGAUGUUAAACAAGUCGAUCUUGCCGCCGUCGUUGAAAAUCUCACAGAAGCCUUCAAAGCUAAUAUGCUAUUCAUGAGAAGUGAAUUUGAGCGUGUGAUUUCUGACUCCAGACAGCGGGAGGAGCGCUACGAGUGGCAACUCCAGGAGCUUCGCAACGAACUUAGGUCCGUUCGAGAGUGUCUCAAGGACCAGAAACAUCAUUCGCUUCAACAGCAGCUUUCGCCUCCAUCCCAGAAUAAUUUUCCUCGCCCACAGUGGUCCCAGAAAAGACUCUUCCAGAAGAUUGAAAAAUCUGAUGACACACCCAAUACGAACAUCUACAUCGAUGAGUGCGCCGUGCUCAACAAAGCCCUAGAGGACGGCGCCUCUCUGGCCAUUGAAGGAGCUAAAUGCUCUUUCGUAGAACAUACUGGGAACCUCUGGGAAGCUCAAGAAGAGGUCAAGGUGCACGCAGUUGGGUCGGAUUUUGUGAUGGGUGUGGGAGUCGCUCGGGACUGUGCUGAAAUUGCUGGUCGUCCAGACGUCGAACCCAACAUUGCGGGUGUCGGCGACAUCAUCACCCAAGAAUCUGAAGCUGUAGGGGGUACAAUUUGGCAUCUUGUCACCAAAGAGAAGUCCUCCUAUAAGUUAUACAAAAAGCCUGAGCCUUUUCUGGGGAAUGUGAGGAAAUCCUUCAAGAAACUUGCCGAAGAAAUCAAGAAAGAAAAGCUAGAAGAGGUGGCGAUGUCUUUCCUUUGCAGUGGCUCUGACAGAAUGAACCGUGUUUGGAUCCUGAAGCAGCUAUACAACGAACUGAAAGACGUCAGCAUCAAGGUGCACUUUUACAAUAAAGUGCAGUCCAAGAGGUGGCGUGGUUGCUGUCAGCUUUUUUCUCCAGUUCCUAGGAACGAGGCUCCAGCUCCCUCGACUGAUCAAGGUGCAGGUGCAAGGUCUGAUCCAAGUUUAAAUUAAAUGUCCCCAGCAAUGAUCAAUUAGUGCAGUCAGCUCAAAUUUCAUUAUUUGUGUGGAAUGUAGAAUCUUUGAGAAAAGUUCAUGAACUUUUGGGAGAUAACUAUUUUAGUAAGUUUGAUAUCUUAGUUCUGACUGAAACAUUUUUAUUAGACGAUUUUUCAAUAAUGGGGUUCUAUUCUAAACACAUCUUUGGCAUAAAAAAUCACUCUUUUGGACGCCCGAUGAGGGGAGUUUCAGUCUAUUACAACGCCAAAUGCGGAAAACUUGUCAACUUCUUUUCUCUUGAGAAUACUAUUAUUCUAAAUUUUGAAUAUUUUUCAAUCCUUGGUAGUUACUUUGAGCCUAACAUUAACACCGAUUGUUUGUGGGAUGAACUUAUUGAAGCAGUUAGUUACGCUCGUUUACCUGAAUUAAUGAUUUAUUGCGGUGACUUCAAUUGCCGCAUUGACCGUAAAAAUUUGAAGAAUGACUUGAUCACUGAUUUUAUGUUCCUGAAUGAAUUAAGUAUAGCUAAUACACUUCCUUAUAAAAGCACGUACGUUGCCUCAAAUGGAGAGAGCGUUGUCGAUUUAAUUCUAUGCUCUAGCAAAAUUUUACAGUUAGACUUCAAAUUGACUGACUCUUUCAUCAGAAAACACAGACAACUAAAUUUUAAGUUUCAAGUCCCUGUUUCUUCCUUAGAAACUGCAGAGCGUGUAAAAUCUUUUAAGAUUGAUUAUAAUUGCUUGACAAAUGUUUUGGCUGGUCAAAAGGAGUCACUUAAAUCAGCUUUAGAGGAUAAUAAUAUAUUUUAUGAAAAUAUUCUCACAAUUGUUGAAAAAUCUAAAUAUUAUUUGCUCUGCAAGUCUCGUAUUAGUAAACCGUGGUUCGAUUCCGAGUGCUUUGAACUCAAACAAGAUCUAAAAUUUCUUCAAAAUUUUAUUGAUAAACUUUCUGGAUCAUCUACUCUCCCAAAUUCUGAAAAUAUUAAAUUAGAAGUGCUAGAAAUUUUUGCCAAUGUCAAGACGGCUUAUAGAAGAAUAAUUAAACAGAAAAAGGACAAAUUUAUCGAGAAAUGUGAUGAAAAAAUCAUUUUUGAAGCUGUGCAUCUAUCUUACAAAUUAUUAAAUAAAAAAGGUGACUCUUCAAAGGUAAACAAUGUUGCCAUGUCAGAUUGGGAAACUCAUUUCGAAAAAAUUUAUAAUAUUCAGAACCUCGGCUCCAAUGAUUCUUUAAAUUUGAAAGAUAUGUUAACCAACAUGGUCAGAACACCAGAUGUUAAACACUUCAUGAAAGAAGAAGUUAGCCUUGCGGUUAAAGAGCUUAAAGUAAAAAAGGCUCCUGGUCCUGACCUUUUAACUAAUGAGACUUUGAAGUUUCUCAGUGAGCAUCUUUUAUUAGAGCUCACAGAUUUUUUCAAUAACUGUCUUAAGCGAGGUUAUAUUCCCAAAAAGUGGAAAAUCUCUAAUUUAAAGCUCCUCUUUAAGAAUAAAGGCAGUCAGGAUGAUACUAAUAACUAUCGUGGAAUUAAUAUUUCAGCUUCAUUAUAUAAUUUACUUGAUCGAAUGCUAAAUAAGAGACUGUACUCGUGCCUUAUUAAAUUCAUCCCAGAUAAUCAAUAUGGCUUCAUCAAAGGUAGAUCUACAAUUAAAGCUGUCGAAACUUUAAUUCAAUCUAUUGAAUCAGUAGUAUAUGUAAACAGAAAACCUCUUUACGCUCUUUUUCUCGAUUUAAAAAAGGC